Messenger RNA from Myripristis murdjan (pinecone soldierfish), 1242 nucleotides. RefSeq names its product transmembrane protein 229b-like. The transcript is spliced from 2 exons. Lineage: Eukaryota; Metazoa; Chordata; Actinopteri; Holocentriformes; Holocentridae. The coding region runs from base 56 to 592 and encodes 178 amino acids. The record is from RefSeq and is a predicted model, not a curated record.
CAGGGAAGCAGCAGGAUUAAAUCCAAAGCCUCAUAGGUCCAUAUGCUGCUCAGGGAUGGAGACGACAGCACUGCAUGCGAGGAAGAGUCCAGGCAGCAGCGUCCAAGGGGCCGGUGAGGAUGAGGAGGCCCCAGCCGAGCCUCAUGGGAGCAGGUCCGGCCGCUCUCUGCCCGCCCUGGUUCGCCUCUACGUCUACGCCCUGCACGGCUGCCUCUGUGAGGUGGCCUUCACCGCCGUCUGGGACUGGUACGACACCCGGGACAGGAGGCUGGCGGGACACAGCAGCCUCUGGGCGCUGCCGAUGUAUGCCACCGCCAUUUACCUCAUGGAGAGCCUGCGAGCCUGGCUGCUGGCGCGGCGCCACCUGCUGCCCGUCCGGCUGGCGGCCUACACCUUGUUCAUCUACCUGUGGGAGCUGAGCUGGGGGGUGGGCUUGAGGCUGCUGGGGGCCUGUCCCUGGGAUUACUCAGGUUUUAAGUACAAUCUGGGUGGACUGGUGACUCUGGAGUAUGCGUUGCCUUGGGCUGUGGCGUCAUUUAUUGCAGAGAAGCAUGUCAUCUGGAACACUCUGAGGAUAAGACUGGAGAACUGAGCUGAAAUCCGUCUACUGACAGAUUCUGAAGUGUAAUUCACUCGAGGAUGAAACGAAAAGUGAAUCAAAAGACAAGCACAAAUGGGAUCCGUCAAUCCCCAGCCACAUUAUGAAACAAUUUUCAAGGUUUGGUCAGAAAAUAUACAUGGAUUGUGCGGAGAGAGCGGGCUGUGAAAAGCACCCGAUCAGAUGUUUUCCACUUCCAGUAAAAGGGAGUCAUCAGAUGUGAGCAACAUGUGGGGAAAUCCUGAAUGCUUCCAGACGUUUUUUGUUUUAUUUUUAUAAUAAGGCAAGUGAAACCACAGAAGAGGAAGCUGCACAUCUUUAACUAAAAAAUGAAACUGCAACUAACAUCUUCGGUGUAAAUCUUCCUCUCAUUUGUUGAUCAGCUCACUCACAUAACUUAAAAUCUUUUACGCUCCUUUUCUUGGAAUAUUUCCUCUCUGAUAAACCCAGUGUUAUAUCUAAUAAUAAUGCUGUGGUUAUUAAUUAUGAUGAUGCAAAUACAGAGCCAAUUCUCCCUUAAACAAAUCCUAUUUUCACUUCAUCCAGUCAAACUCUUACCAUUUUAAUAUGUAGUCAGUGAUGGUACAACAACUUCUAUACUGUAAACAGGUAUUUUAAUUUUUUUUUUUCAUAUUUUCAUUUUU